Messenger RNA from Knipowitschia caucasica, 2823 nucleotides. NCBI's taxonomy places the organism in Eukaryota, Metazoa, Chordata, Actinopteri, Gobiiformes, Gobiidae. The record is from the annotation of a GenBank genome assembly.
AUGAAAGCCAAAUCCAAGAAAAAGAAGAGGCAGGAUGAUUUCCAGAAAGUGAAGUUGAAGAUUGGGAAAAAAAAGCCUAAAGCUGACAAUGCCACCAACACAAGCUUCCGUUCAAAGGGAAUCAAUCUCCCUGCACAACUAAAAAAGGAUGCGAGUGGACCUACUACUCACAGGAAUCUGGGAAUAAAUGAUCUUCUGUCCCAGCUACAUCAUUACAAUGCAAACAUAAAACAUGGUGCCUUGCUUGGUUUGAGGGAGCUACUUUCAUUAAAUCCACAACUGCUGGAUUCGCAUCUCUCUCGUUUGCUCUCUGAAGUCGCUGCAGUUUUUACAGACAAGGACGGAAAUGUUCGCAUGGCAGCCACGCGUGUGCUUAGGUUUAUUGCCCAGUCGGUGCCAGCAGAAAGAGUGGCCCCUUUUUUCCCCCUCCUCAGUGCCCACCUGUCUUGUGCCAUGUCUCAUAUUGAAGUGGGAAUUCAGGAGGACGCUGUGAAAGUUCUGGAUGUGCUUCUGGAACACUACGCCUCCCUGCUCGCCUCCAGACCCGCGGUACUCCUCACCAACUUCUUGGAGUUAAUUUCUCACAGACAAAACAGUGGAGCAGUGAGGAAGGCCCAGGAUACCAAAGCGAGAUCAUGGGCGCUCUCAGUAAAUCCUGGCCGAGCUGUGACAAGCCAACAGUGGCGGCUAAAUGUCCUUCUGAGGCUUGGUCAGUUCCUGCAGGCGAUUGUGGAUGAGAGACCAGUGGAAAAGAUGGACAUGUCUCACGGUGACGGAGCGUUGAACAGUAAAGAGGGACAAGUCACCGCUCUCACCCUAACAUGGGAGGAGCUUGUGUACAGCAAAGUUUCGGUGAACUUGUUUGAACAUUCAGGAGCUAAACCAACUCAGUAUUCUGCUUUUAAGCUCAGACCUCAAAGCGAAUCUAUUGGUGAAAUAGGAGAGAGUUUGGACUCGAAAGAAGCUGUUCAGAACUUCUCGGCGACACUGGUUCCUCUUCUGCUGGAGGUUUGGGUCGAGGCCAGUGUCAAUAACAACUCUGGGAACAGCAGUGAAGCCGCCCACCUGCUCACGCCAGACGCCAUGUCCGUCAUGUUCCAGGUUUUAACCAUUCUGCAACUUCUGAGGAAGUUGGCCCCGCACCAAGAGCACCAAGAAGCUUUGGACGCAUGGUUUCGUAAAGAAUACUUGGGUGAUUUUAAGCAACAUUUUUUAAAGAAUUUUCCCUACGGUAACUUGGACACACCCAAGCAAAAAAAGAAGAGUGAACUUAAACGGAACAAGCAGCCGGCUGUGCUCCCCACAAUGACAGUGGAGCCUUUGGCUUUGAACAUCACCCUGUGUCAGGUCAUGGUGUCCCUCAGUCAGAAGGAGCCCACAGACUGUGACUCCGGCUGGUUGACUCCCUUAAGGAUCUUUGCUCAGGACACAUUGAGCAGUGGAUCCAAACUGAGCUCUAAGCAGCUCAACAUGCUGCUGGACACUGUGUGGAAGAUGGUGCUCACUCAGAAGAGCAGGACGGUGACAGAAGACCUGUUGGCAGCCAUUUAUUCGUUCUAUCAACAGAAGCACCUUACGGCUCAGACCAGAUCCCUGCUGCUGUCCUUUUACAAUAAACUGUACCAGCAGGAACAGCUCCAUACGCACAUCGCCAAGAGUAAGGUGCUGUCCCAGUGGCUGGCCUCUCUUCCCGUGCAGCUGUCGCAGCUGGGCCAUCGUAACCCCAAGUUAUCAGCUCAGAUGAUCCGCUUCAUUCAGGCCGCAGCCUCCAGGGGAAACAAGGACCUGCUCAAAAGUUUACAGAAAUAUGCUUCUGAACUUUACGAUCCAAACGAAGGAGUUCUCGUAUUUCUCCCAUCCGAGUUACAACAAGAAAUGGUGCAGCUGCUUUACUUCCUUCCCAAGAUGCCCCAGUCUCUUCUGGCCAAUCUGAGCGGCUGCUGCAACGAUGGUCGUAUCUCCGCUGCUCUGAGCACCGCACUCAUCCGCAUUGUGCACCUGAGGUCUCCAGCGAGCGGCUGGAGUGUGGGCAGCCAGGAGGUGGCGCUGCAGGACAUGGACUACCUCAGCUUCCUGUUCUCCUCGCUGGCCGGGUUCUCGUGUGAGAAGCUGUCGUCGCUGCAGAGGCGAUCGGACGGAUAUGCGCUCCCCCUCCGCGCCUUGUCCCCCCUGAGCCUCCACCCCACGCCCACCGAGCACUUCAAACACCACUGGACUGUUGUGGAGGAAGUUUGCCUCUGUCUGGAAAAUGUGGGAUCAAAGUCUCAGUGUUUUGAGUUCGUGCAGAGUUUCAUGCUUAGAUAUCUGGCCAAGUUAAGAGUGGUUCCAGACAGCACUGCGGCAGCUCUGCUCAAAGCCGUCACCAGGCUGAGGGACCGGGCUGUAGUCCCGACUGAACCAGUGCUGAGGCUGCUGUCCCAGUGCUGCCUCUGUCUGCUGGCCCUGCUCACCAGUCUGCAGGCGGAGACCCCCGAGACCAACCAGAAGAGGGAGGCCAUAUGGGGAGCGUGUGUGUCUGCGCUGGGCUCAGUCCCGCGCCUUGUCCGCUCAGUGUUGCAGAUGUUCCGUGUGGCAGAUGUGGAUGAAGACGAGCUGCCGCUUCUGGGACAAGUGCUGUCGAUGCUGCUGCAGCACGCGCCGCUGCACAACCAGCUGUUGGGAAACACUGCCCUGCUCCAGGAGAUCAUCCAGCAGCUCACCAGAUACUCGAGGAGCGGCAGCCGGGAGCAGUGGAUGACGGACCUCCUGUACUGCUUCAGUGUGACCAUGGCCCACAGUUCGUCUGCGCACCGCGACACUGUGGCCAUGAGGGACAUGUACUAA